Molecule: messenger RNA, 1913 nt
Organism: Anopheles bellator
Lineage: Eukaryota; Metazoa; Arthropoda; Insecta; Diptera; Culicidae
Product: lysosomal acid phosphatase
Exons: 4
Coding region: 107-1285 (392 amino acids)
Biological process (GO): dephosphorylation
Molecular function (GO): phosphatase activity
Source: RefSeq, a predicted model, not a curated record
AUCACGAGAGGCCCCAUUGGGCAAUAAAUUUGUGCUGAUAAGAGAACUUCCUGAGGCUACAAGUUUGGUGAGUUUUAGUGCCAUCCGGGAUACGAUUCUGCGUGACAUGGGUGCGGAGUGCUUGCAGCCGGGAAAGCGUGGCCUUACCGUUUCGGUGGUGGUCCUCGGGUGCGCCUGCCUAACGGUGAUGCUGGGCUACCUGGCGUUCGGUGAUAGUACGGACGAAUCAGGCCUACGAACUCUCCGCAUGGUGAGCAUACUGUUUCGCCACGGUGAUCGUUCCCCGACCGACUUCUACCCUAACGAUCCGCAUCGGAACCAUGCCUGGACCGGUGGAUUUGGCGCACUUUCCGAGAAAGGAUCGCAACAAAUGUAUCAACUCGGAAAAUUGCUGCGCCCCCGGUACUAUCGGCUCUUGCCCCCGAACGGACUGUACUCGAAAGACCAAAUGACGAUAGUGAGCAGCUAUGCCGAGCGGUGCAUUAUGAGUGCGCAAAGUUUUAUGGCCGGAUUUUUGCCACCCCUCGAGAACACGAAUCCGCUGCCCAUUCCAUGGCAGCCAGCAGCGGUGAACGUUUUGCCACGUGAUCGUGAUACGAUCCUGGCUCAAAAGCAGCCCUGUCCGCGUUACGAACGAACUCUACAGCGCCUGAUUGCUUACCCACCGAAGGACGUGCGCGAACUGUACGAGAAAAAUGAGGCCCUUUUGCGGACGCUCAGUCAGGCGACCGGGCAGAAUAUUAGCACCAUUCUCGACGUGGAGCUGCUUUACAACACGCUUGAGAUUGAGAAGGCGGCCGGUCUAGAGUUACCCGACUGGACGGAGGAUAUUUUCCCGCAAAAGAUGCUCCCGAUUGCCGAGCGUAGUCUGGCGCUGUUCACCGAGGUGCCGCUGAUGCGCAAGAUCAAGGGUGGCGCGAUCGUCGGUGAGCUGCUGGAUAAUGCGUUGCGACGCCGCUCCCGGAUAUUGAUGCCAGAGCGAAACAUCUUCGUUUACUCUGGCCACGACGUUACGCUGGUAAACCUAAUGCGGGCGCUCGGUGUAAUCGAGCAGACGACGGGUAAGCCAGACUUUUCGGCUACAAUCGCGUUCGAGCUUCAUCACAGCAUUACGUUUGACGAUGACUACGAGGUAAAGAUCGUGUACUUCUUCAACAGUGAGGACAAGUACCCGAAAGAGAUCGAAAUACCGAACUGCGAGAGCCCAUGUUCACUGACGCGCUUCGAACAGGUAAUGGAAACGGUUCGGUUGAGAAACUACGACGAAACGUGUCAGCUCGUAUAGGGCUCAUUGUAGGGUCAGCACCCCAAAUACCUGCCAAAAAAUGAACUAAUCUUCUCUGAAAAGACAAUCUCGUUAUUUGUUAAGUUACUGUUAUAGCAUUGUUGUCUAGUUAAAUUUUGAGAUAAAGCAAAAAAGGCGUUACGAGAUCUGUGAAAUAAACCAAAAGUAUCUGGCACAAACCGGAUGUACAUGUGUGUCCAACGCCUUUGCUACAAAUCCAAAUUUUCGGAUCUCUCGGCUACCAGGCGUGUUGCGUCUGAGUGGAAUAAUGCGAGAAACAAAAGACUGGUGUUCAUGUGUAUGUACACAAAUGUUUAUUUGUACUUAAGAAUGUAUUUGGAUAGAGAAAUGUGUGGUAAGCUCGGUGCAGUACGCGUUUACACCAAGCGGAUCUGGAGUACUUGGCUUCUUUACCGAAGAAAAGGAAAAUCUAAGGUUUAUUUUACCGGUUUCUCAGGUCGAGAAACUAUUAAGAAUUGGUGAAAAAUGCGCAAUGAUCAAACUAGGCAUUCUAAGUAAACCCAUUUACGAUUACUUCCUUACUUCCGAUCACGUUUCCUUGUGACUAACUGUGUGGCUACCGAUCCUUACAUUUGUUCUUCAUGUUAAAAAAAACAGUUAAAACAAC